CUUGAUCAUCAUCAUUUCAUGGAGAAGAGAAUACUUCUCUUGCAGCACCCCUACAUUCUUCUCUUUUUCCUAGCAUUGAGUUUUAUAAUGAUGGACCCUUUCGGGCUGAGCCCGAUCGCGGGCCGUGACUUCCAGCCCGUGAGAAACGACAUUGCUCCUUACAAACAAGUGAUGAAGAGCUGGCCUUGGGACGACCGGAGCCGUCUAGGGCUAGGCUAUUUGCUCUUCAAGAACGAGACUUUCGGGCCCGAGUCCCUCGAGUUUGACCCUUCAGGCCGAGGCCCGUAUUCGGGUCUGGCCGACGGGCGCAUUGUACGAUGGAUGGGCGAAGGUGUGGGUUGGGAGACAUUUGCCCUCGUCUCACCUAACUGGACGGAGAAAGUGUGUGCGCAAGGAGUGGACUCAACGACAAAGAAGCAGUGGAAGGUAGAGGCGGAGUGUGGACGGCCUCUCGGGCUGAGAUUCGACGUGAAAAGCGGGGAUUUGUACAUCGCGGAUGCUUAUUAUGGGCUCAUGGUGGUGGGAGCCCAAGGUGGCCUAGCAACACCACUAGCAACACAUGUGGAUGGCCAACCAAUUCUUUUUGCUAAUGAUCUUGAUAUUCAUCAAAAUGGUUCCAUUUUCUUCACGGAUUCGAGCACAAGAUACAAUAGAGUGGAUCAUUUCUUCAUACUUUUGGAAGGGGAAUCAACAGGGAGAAUCUUGAGAUAUGAUCCUCCUACAAAAACUACACACGUAGUUCACCGAGGAUUGGCUUUUCCAAAUGGGGUGCAGUUGUCUAAGGACCAAUCUUUCCUUCUCUACGCCGAAACUACCAACUGCAGGAUCAUGAAAUAUUUCUUGGAGGGGCCAAAGUCCGGCACGGUAGAGUUGGCCGCAAACCUUCCCGGGUUCCCGGAUAACGUGCGGAUGAGCGAGAGAGGGGAUUUCUGGGUGGCGAUAGAUUGUUGCAGAACGGUGGUGCAAGAGAUUCUAAUCCACUAUCCGUGGAUGCGGAGCCUCUAUUUCCGGCUGCCGGUUCCAAUGAAAUACCUAGCGGAAUCGGCCGGAACGCCGAUGUACACGAUGGUGGCAAGAUUGAAUGGAGAAGGAGAGAUCUUGGACGUUCUUGAUGAUAGGAAAGGGGAAGUGAUGAAGCUAGUGAGUGAGGUUAGAGAGAGAGAUGGGAAAUUGUGGAUUGGAACUGUGGCUCAUAACCACAUUGCCAUGGUGCAUUACACUUUGUAGAACCAUUCUAGUAUCUUAAUUAGAUUAUUUUGUGUUUUUUCCUUUUUUUUUCUUAAUUUUUGUGUAUCAUGUAUUCAUGUUUUGAUAUUCAUGAUCAUGGUGGUAGCUAGGCAUUAUUUAUGGAAUAAUCAACUCAAUUUACAUGA
Salvia hispanica is the source of this 1373-nucleotide messenger RNA. RefSeq names its product Calcium-dependent phosphotriesterase superfamily protein (gene LAP3). Lineage: Eukaryota; Viridiplantae; Streptophyta; Magnoliopsida; Lamiales; Lamiaceae. Gene Ontology annotation, cellular component: endomembrane system. The record is from RefSeq and is a predicted model, not a curated record. Gene Ontology annotation, molecular function: hydrolase activity.